AAGUAACAUGAGAGUGUGAGGGUGAAGCAGGUCCAUUUCUCUUACUCUAAUACUCUCUCCCUCGUUGUAUCCGCCAUUUGCUUUCUCUGCACUUUCCGAUUCCUUAAACUUUCAAAUCUCAACACUCUCAUUCUCAUUUUUUUUUAUUUUCAGUUGUUUGAAUACAAGUAUGGCUUCUCAUCUUCUCUCCAAUUCCGCCACACUUUCAUUCUCAUAUUCUUUUUCCAAAAACAUCACAACCACUCUCCUCCCUCGCCGUCGUUACCCCGCAUGUACCCGCCGGCGAGUCCCUCCCUUACCGGUGCAAUCUAAGAUCCGAGAAAUCUUCAUGCCCGCACUCAGCUCCACCAUGACGGAGGGCAAAAUCGUCUCAUGGAUCAAAUCUGAGGGCGACACUCUCUCCAAAGGAGACAGCGUCGUCGUCGUCGAAUCCGACAAAGCGGACAUGGACGUCGAAACCUUCUACGACGGCAUCCUCGCCGCCAUCGUCGUAUCCGAAGGCCAAACCGCCCCCGUCGGAGCUCCCAUCGGCUUACUCGCCGAAACUCCCGAAGAAGUCGCCGAAGCCAAAGCCAAAGCCGCCAAGUCCGGUCCCUCUCCGCCGCCGAAGAGCCCUAAUCUUCCUCCGCCGUCUCCUCCACCGGCAAAACCGGUUUCCGAUGCAUCGAGCAAGACCGUGGCCACGCCUCAGGCCAAGAAGCUCGCGAAGCAGCACAAGGUUGACAUUGCAACGGUCGUCGGAACCGGUCCGUUUGGUCGGAUUACUCCGGCGGACGUAGAAGCCGCAGCCGGAAUCAUGCCGUCGAGUAAUGUGGCCCCUCCUCAGGCGACGCCAGCUCCACCAAAACCUGCUUCUGGUUCUGGAGGUUCUUCUGCUCCGACUCCGAUUCCUGGUUCCAGUGUUGUUGCGUUUACUACAAUGCAAUCUGCGGUGGCGAAGAACAUGGUGGAGAGUCUCUCUGUGCCUACGUUCCGUGUUGGGUACCCUGUGACUACUGAUGCGUUGGAUGCUCUGUAUGAAAGGGUGAAACCGAAGGGUGUGACUAUGACGGCUAUUUUGGCUAAGGCUGCUGCAAUGGCACUUGUUCAGCACCCUGUUGUCAAUGCUACCUGCAAAGAUGGCAAAAACUUUGCUUAUAACAGUAACAUCAAUGUUGCUGUUGCUGUGGCAAUCAAUGGUGGCUUGAUCACCCCAGUUCUCCAGGAUGCGGAUAAGUUGGACUUGUAUCUGUUAUCCCAAAAAUGGAAGGAAUUAGUGGAGAAAGCUCGUGCAAAGCAGUUGCAACCUCAUGAGUACAAUUCAGGAACUUUCACGCUUUCCAAUUUGGGUAUGUUUGGAGUUGACAGGUUUGAUGCCAUACUUCCACCUGGCCAGGGGGCUAUCAUGGCCGUUGGAGCAUCGAAGCCUACUGUUCUGGCCAAUGCAGAUGGAUUCUUCAGUGUGAAAAAUAAAAUGCUGGUGAAUGUAACAGCUGAUCAUCGAAUAAUAUAUGGGGCUGACCUGGCGGCCUUCCUUCAGACAUUCUCAAAAAUCAUUGAAAAUCCAGAAAGCCUAACAUUGUAGUCAUUCUGUACGUUGACAUAAAAUUAUCUCCACCAGCGGAUCACUAGUCGGCAUUGUUUCUUGAGAAGCUGUUUGGCUCAUUGCCGAACAUUUUGGGUUUCUGUUUUGCACUUUCAGUUUGUUUUAUUUUUCAGAAUCCAUCCCGAGGACCAUUGACCAGGUUUUUUGACAGGGAGAAACGCUUUGAAAGGCGGUGAGGGAUGUUGUAUACGGCAAUUAUGUUGAGAAUCAACGUGUAAGCAAUAAGCACUUUAAAAUGAGCGACUUUGCAAUAAAAAUCUAGCAUAAAUUGGCUUUG
This is a messenger RNA of Abrus precatorius (Indian licorice), 1862 nucleotides long. RefSeq names its product dihydrolipoyllysine-residue acetyltransferase component 4 of pyruvate dehydrogenase complex, chloroplastic-like. Gene Ontology annotation, molecular function: dihydrolipoyllysine-residue acetyltransferase activity. Lineage: Eukaryota; Viridiplantae; Streptophyta; Magnoliopsida; Fabales; Fabaceae. The transcript has 6 exons. Bases 170 to 1564 code for a protein of 464 amino acids. The record is from RefSeq and is a predicted model, not a curated record. Gene Ontology annotation, biological process: pyruvate decarboxylation to acetyl-CoA. Gene Ontology annotation, cellular component: pyruvate dehydrogenase complex; chloroplast envelope; chloroplast thylakoid.